AGGAACAAAACCCAGGCAGGCAAGUAAGAGAAGAAUCCUUUCGAUUUCCGAACAGCUCAAAAACACUCCCAAAGGUUUUUCCGAUCAAACCCUCCCUCCGAUUUCUCUCUGCGUCCACUGAUCGGAAUCGAAUCAAAUCGAAUCGAAUCGAAUCGCCGAGUAUGAGGAAGAGGGAGCGGGAGAACCCGUGCGGGGUUUGUGGUCACUACCACAAGUAUGAGGAGGGUGAGGUGUGCGGCAUCUGCGGACACCGUAUGGCCGCCGUUUCCGAUAAAUCCUCCGCCUCCACAGUUCACUUCAGCGCCUUUCCGUCCGAGAUCUUGCCGGAGUUUUUAUACUUGGGGAGCUACGACAAUGCUGCCCGCGCCGAGCUUCUCAAAACUCAGGGCAUCUCUCGUGUUCUCAAUACUGUACCUGCUUGUCAAAAUUUGUACAAAAAUUCUUUUACCUAUCACUGUCUCCAGUAUGAUAGAAAAUUGCCGUUUGAUGAUGCAAUCCAAUUUUUAGAAAAAUGUGAACGAGAUAGGGCUCGGGUUCUUGUACAUUGCAUGUCUGGUAAAAACAGGUCACCUGCUAUAGUAAUGGCCUAUUUAAUGAAAAGCAAAGGUUGGAAACUUGCACAGAGUUACCAAUGGGUGAAAGAACGGCGACCAUCUGUUGAUCUGAAUCCAGAUGUCUCCCAGCAAUUAGAGGAGUUUGAACAGAAACUUUUUGGUUUAAAUGAGAGCAGCAGUGUCGCCAUGCCUAACCAGCCACCAUUCAGCUUCGGCUACUCAAUGCCAAAUGAUCCGCCAGUCACAGCUCCGGUCUUCAGCAACACUGCGAGUGCUUCAAUAUUUUUGCGUCCCCAAUUGGACACCCCCCAGGUUUUCACUUUUGGAGCCGGGCAGAGUCAAAACACCACUGCACAAAACAACGAAUUCGGCGCCAAUUCAAAUACUUCUCCCGUUAAUGACAUCUCCAUGGAAGGUCCUUGACUGCUCUGCCUCAUUACAGGUUUCUUGAACAUGGUUGAAGGUCAGAUUUGUCUCCAACUAUGAUGACUUUUUACAUGAAAGUUGGGGUGCUAAAGUGGGGAGAGAAUUGUGAUUUUCAUUGCACAUACUGAACUGACAGAAGGCACCCUUGGAUUUCGGUUUCAGACAACUCCUUGUCCCCCGCGUCUCUUGUUUACUUCCAAAGUUCUUUUGUUUGAAGUAGUCUCUUGUUUUACUCCAAAGAUUUCUCUGUUUGAAUUAAUGUUUGGACCGUAACCAAGGCUGGCGACUAUAGUAUACUUCUUACA
Molecule: messenger RNA, 1285 nt
Organism: Andrographis paniculata
Lineage: Eukaryota; Viridiplantae; Streptophyta; Magnoliopsida; Lamiales; Acanthaceae
Product: protein-tyrosine-phosphatase IBR5
Exons: 5
Coding region: 162-977 (271 amino acids)
Biological process (GO): negative regulation of MAP kinase activity; abscisic acid-activated signaling pathway; protein dephosphorylation
Cellular component (GO): nucleus
Molecular function (GO): MAP kinase phosphatase activity; protein tyrosine/serine/threonine phosphatase activity
Source: RefSeq, a predicted model, not a curated record